CUAUUUUUAAAUCUCUACGUCUGCACUCCUGAAAUAGAUAGUGUUGAAGUUUCGGGUGAUAUUUGUGCGCGGUUUGCUGUUUAAAAUUCGAAGUAAUUUCUAAAUUAAUUUCUAAUUAAGCAAACGUUGUCGUUUUCAAAUCAAAAUAUGGCGGAUCCAGCGCAAGUCCAAGGGGCAGGAAGUGGAGAAGGGCCUGCGGAAGUAAAACCAACUGAAAUUCCAAAAGUGGAACCCAAAGCAGUUGAGGAAGACAAAACAGUUGAAAGUGCUUCUAAAAUAGAUAAUGUGCCUGAACAGGCUGUUCCUAAACCAGAAACAGUACAGAUAGCAACUCAAACGUCUGUAUCUGAUGCUAACACGAAAGUAAAUGAAGUUCCGUCACAAGAAACUGAAACAAAAAAAGAUACGGUCCCUGAUGUUCAAGUAACAGUAGUAGAUGCUACAGCAACAGUUCCCACGGUACCUGCUGCUGAAACAAAGAUAGAUGAAGUGAAAUCCGAAGAACCAACAUCGACUACUUUAAAAAAUGAUGAAGCACAACCUCAACAAUCUAGCGAUUGGCAACAAAGAGAACAAGAACUUCUCAAUAAGAUUGAAGAAUUAGAAAAGUUUAAGAAGGAAAGGACAGAAGACGGUUUUAAGUUAGAGCUGAAAGUACGCGAAGAAGAAAUAGAUCUUCUAAAAGCUAGAGUUAAGAAUCUAGAAACGGAACUACAAGCGGCUCUGUCUAAGCCUGGUAAUAAAAACCACGAGUUAGUGGAGAAAAUCAAACUGCAGCAUGAAGAGCUCCUCAGCAAAGCCCGCGGAAUGAUCUUCGACAAAACGAAGAUGGUCAAGAAUCAGGAACUGCAGAUAGAAGCGUUGACGACUCAGGUUCAAUCGUUGAAGGAUAUCAAUCAAAUUACUAAGGACUUGCUGGAAAUAAGAAACUCUGAAGUGAAGGCUAUGGAAGAGCGGCUGCAGGUGAUGGAGGCGCGCUUCAAGGCGGAGAAGGAGCGCUACGAGCUCGUGCUGCGGCGCGCGCAGACGAGCACCAACAUCAACGACGACCUGCGCCGCGAGUACGAGACGCAACUCGCGCUCUUCAAGGAGCUGAGAGCAAAAUACGAGCUAAGAGUUCAAGCUCUGGUCGCCGAGAACAAUCGGCUCAAGGAGUUGCCGAACGGGGGAACGUCGGGGUAGUCGUUAUCGUCGUCGGAGCGAAACGAGCAGACACACAGUUGAUUUCAUUUCAAAAGAAAUGUAAACAGAUACACACGUUUGAAAUAAAAAACACAAAUCUUAAUGCAGUGUUACCACUCAAUUGUCAUCAGUCUCAUAGAAGAGUUUUAUAGGAAGAAACUCGAAACUCACCGCAGAACACGAACGUGAAAUGUCAGAAUGUGAUAUGCCAGAAUGUGAUAUGCGACAUUGACUAUAAUAAUAGUAAAAACUUUUUGAUACAAGUAUUAAAAUAGCGUAUCACCGUAAGUCGGAAGUGAAUUCUUACAGAUCUUACAGAUUCGUACUGGUGGUUUUUUAAGACCUUUGAUUUUAUUAAUGCAAAAUUUUGAUUUAUUCGUUGAAUUCGCCAUCGAUAAAUGUUUUAAACAAUUCUUAAUUUUGAAACUAAAAUAUUUUCCUUCAAAUUUAUUCCAAUUUUUAAACAUCAAAAGGUUUUCAAAUUCUUUGAAGUGCCAGUGAGUGAGUUCAUUUUCUCUAAACUGACGUUAAAUAUAAACAUAAAAAUAUAAUAGAUUGAUGAGAAUUUUUUUGGAAAACUUUAAAAUAAAUCUUUUUGAUCAAUUUGUCUCGAUUUUUAAAACUAAAAUGUUUUUUAAUGUCGUAUAGGAUAUUUACAGUCACUAAGUGUGACUUGCCGUAUUCGGUCGACAACGUAACGUAUUUUUCGAGUGUCCUGUUGUGAUUUGUGAUCUGUUUAUGUUUCAUACACAUUGAUUUGAAAAGGACUUAACGUAUAUUAAGACUGUUUUAUAGGAGAGUGUGAAUUAGUAAAAAAUAAUAUUUAUAUAAAGUACUGUAAUAUUUUUUAACGAAAACGCCAUUUUAAUAAAGUUUCAAAUACUUUUCUGAUUUA
Molecule: messenger RNA, 2077 nt
Organism: Vanessa tameamea
Lineage: Eukaryota; Metazoa; Arthropoda; Insecta; Lepidoptera; Nymphalidae
Exons: 8
Coding region: 148-1182 (344 amino acids)
Source: RefSeq, a predicted model, not a curated record